UUCGUUUUUUGCUGUAAAAUAAUGCUUUUCCUUUAAAUAUGCUUUUGAAGUAGUAAUAGUUGAAGUAAGUGCGUUUUAUCCACAGGUUCAGAAAAAGCGCCAUUAAUAAAACCGCCGCAGUCUGUGCCUUUAUUUUAUUUAUUUUUAAUUGGCGGGUAUGUCGUUGGCAAGUGAAGUGGAUAAGAUGCAGGCAAAGGCAAUUAAACAAGAGGAGGAGAAGUGUGAUGUUAGUGCACUCAACAAAAUCAUGUCGGUUUGUAAAGGGCCUGAACAGACCUCUGAGUCUGAGGCACAUACUUUUAAUUUCUUUAACAUACCCACGAUAAAUGAAAGUGAGGUAGAAGACACUCCAAUUGUAUUCUUUUGCACGAAGUGUCGGCUACCGGUGGGAGACUCUACGUCUUGGAUGGGCAGCGACGAGCCGGAAAAUACUAUUUUUUUGAAAAGUGUAACGAAAUAUGCUGUUAUGGGCAAAGAACAUAAAUUUUCCCAGGAAUCACAGUACGGUUGCAUUUAUGUGAAUCUGAUCUGUUCUGGCUGUUCACUGGAACUCGGCAGAGUCUACAUAUGUACACCAAGGCAGCUCGACUUCAAGCGUGAUCUCUAUUGCUUAAACAUUACUUCACUUGACAGUUAUGUCAUAGGAUCUACACAAGGUGAAAUAUCUGAAGAUGUGCCUAUCUGUACUGAAACCCGAAGAUAUAUAGAAGGUGAAAUGGAAAAGACAAAAGCAGUGGUGGAAAUAAUGGAGAAGAAAGUUACAGCACUGGAAGCAAAGCUUAAAAUCCUAGCAUAUCAAUCCUUAGAGACUGAGAAAUGAGGACUGCAGUUUUGGUGAAAGAAAGUGGCCAUGUUAAAGAUUAUUUAAGGUUUUACAGUGACGUUGCAGGUGUUGCUUUCAUUCUGAUAUACUUCUGAGUGGUGCAUGGGUUUUAAGCAUUUGAUAAAAAUGUUCUUUAACUUUGUUAAAAAGUAGUAAUAGCGGUUACAAGAAAAGUGUUACAUUGAGUACCAUGUUCCUAGAGUCCUCAAUAUUGUCAUGAUAUCACCUAUUUGUACCCAGUGUUUACUGAAAAUCAAAGGUAAUAUGACCCUUUAUUCCCAGAAUCCUGGGAUUUCUGUUAUGCUCAGUGAUUGUAAUUACUGUCUUAGUAAGAACUGCAUUAGAAUUAUGGCUGAAGAAGUUAAAAUAAAACCUUGAUUUCCAGAAUA
This is a messenger RNA of Protopterus annectens (West African lungfish), 1212 nucleotides long. RefSeq names its product MIS18 kinetochore protein A (gene MIS18A). Bases 158 to 820 code for a protein of 220 amino acids. Gene Ontology annotation, cellular component: nucleus; chromatin; chromosome, centromeric region. The transcript has 5 exons. NCBI's taxonomy places the organism in Eukaryota, Metazoa, Chordata, Ceratodontiformes, Protopteridae. Gene Ontology annotation, biological process: CENP-A containing chromatin assembly; chromosome segregation. The record is from RefSeq and is a predicted model, not a curated record.